This is a messenger RNA of Gigantopelta aegis, 1700 nucleotides long. RefSeq names its product STING ER exit protein-like. The transcript has 7 exons. NCBI's taxonomy places the organism in Eukaryota, Metazoa, Mollusca, Gastropoda, Neomphalida, Peltospiridae. The record is from RefSeq and is a predicted model, not a curated record. Bases 27 to 671 code for a protein of 214 amino acids.
CAAGGCGUUGUGAAAAACGAAUCACCAUGCCUAAAGUUGUGUCAAAAAGUGUUGUUUGUACUGAUACUAAAGAUCAGGAAGAGUAUCAAGGAGAAAAACCUCUUUAUGUGUAUUAUUGUAUAUGCGGGCAAAUGUGUCUUAUUCUUGACUGCCCUAUGGAGAAGUUGCCAUUAAGAAAGCGAGACCACUCGCGUGUUAUUGAUAGUGAGAAGCAUGCACACAAGUUGACCUGUGACCCAGAUGAUAUUGUCUACUUAAGAAGACCUGAAGGAAUUGAAAAGCAGUACAGACAAAAGUGUAAACGAUGUGGUCUGUGGCUGUACUACCAUCACCAAGGUAACAGCAAUGUGAUGUUUGUGGUGGAUGGAGCCAUCAAGCGUGAGACCGACGGCUUCAAGACAGAUGUGUACAGUCAGUUAGCAGCUCCCAAGAAGGUCACCCUAACAAAGCACACUAAGAAUAUGGGUAAAUUCAGCUCGGUCACAGUGUCCACGGUCGACGAAGAGGAAGAGGAAAUUGAAGCGAAAGAAAUAGCUGAUUCGUACGCAGCCAAUGCCAAGGUGAUUGAGAAGCAGCUUCUGAGGAAGGGAAUGAGCAAACGGAGACUGAUGGAACAGGCUGAAGAAGAAGCGAAGAAGAUGAGACCUAAGGGGACACUGAUAGACAAAUGAUGAGCACAAUUUUGUGUUCUGUCUUUCUGUCAUGAAGUGGUACCAGCUCUGUGCUGCCCAGUCGGCAGUGGCAGUCGUAAAGUGGUGGGGACGGACAGUAACCAGCCACCUGUCUUAUUACCGAAAUGUGUGACACACUGGCAGAGAUGAACAAGACUUAACCAUGGCAGGGUUCUGUGUUUAUUCUCAAAUCCAUAAUACAAGACAAACAGCUGGCAUGAUACUCUUAGAGAUUUAUUACAGUCUGAGUAUCACAGGGAACACUACUUCUAUAUUGUAUAACUGACACCAUGGGUUUGAAUUCAGUAUGUCAAACCCUGAAUAAUACAUCACUGUUAAACACUAUAAAUAUUGUAUAUAUUGUUGAGUAUGUUUUAAAGAAGAAGCUAGUGUUUGAUUUUACACAUUCUUAACUACGGUUAAUUAGGCUUAAAUGUUUCCACUGGCAGGUCUAAUGGCCGAGCGGUUAUGGUCCUGGACUGUCAAAUGCCAUGUAAUUGAGUGCAAUAGGUUCGAAACCUGCAAACUGACACUGUUUAUAAAUUUUCAAAAUAGGAGACUUUCGAGCACUGUCCUAAAAAGUCUCUAAUCUAGUGUGUAAAAUAUAGCAGAAAUGGAAGUUACAGAGUGUGAAGGUGAUACUUGCUACGUUUAUUGUGACGAGAGUAAUUUGAAAUAGACAACUCUAAGAUGAACAUCUCUUGUUAUGUAACAAAAUACAACAUACUGGUACAUUUUCUGUUUUGCAUAAAAUACAUUUGAUCUACUACAAACACGAGGACCACCAGAUGGACACCGGAUUUGUCAAAAUUGACAAUUGAGAUGAGAAGUUGUAAGUAAAAUUUAAAUAAAAAGUUGUAAAUAAUGUGCAAGAUAAUUAUUAAAAAAAGCAAAUGGUCAGUGACACUGUCGAGUAAUAUACUGUUGUGGUUAAUAAGUUCACGCAAUAAUUCAAGUGUUCUUGUUGGAAAAAAUGAAAAUAAAAGUAUAAAAAUGUAUGUAUUUAUGUAAAUAAAUGUACAAAAAACA